CUUGUCUCUGUACACCCAAAUUCCGCCGUAGAACCAGUCCGCGCCGAGGUUGUCCCAGUACGGGUACUUGUCCGGCUGGUUCUUCGGGUACGGGUACGAGCCCACCUUGUCGCUCCCCUUGAGGUCGGCCCAGACGAACUUGCCGCUGUCGUGGCCGAAGACGAACAUGUUGCCCUCGGGGUACGCGCUGCCGAAGGAAGAUUGGUCCCAUAAUACCACGGCGCCGGCCCCGUUCAAAGCGUUGCAAGCGUUGGGGCUAGAACUGCCCGAUUCCUGCACCCCCUCGUCGCACGAGCGAUCCUCGCACGUGAAGCUGUCGAACACGACUUUUUUGCCGCCGUAACUCGCGAAGCAGUCACCGUAGAGGCCUUGCUGGCGGAUGCCGGGGUUCGACGCGACGAUGAAGUCGCCCUUGAACCACAGGUCCCCGAGCCCCGCCCCGGCCCAAAGAGCCAGCGCGUCGUCCCCGGAAUUGGCGACGAAUAAAUCCUCAAACGUCACUUGGCCAGGGGCUCUCCCUGCCAGUGAUUUUGUUCUCGAUUGGUUUCGGAACUCGAGAUCGCGCCGUUGUAGUCCUUCGAGACGCGUCGGACGGCCGUUCCAAAACCACUAGAUUUCACGUGCGACGUCGUCGCGCGAUGACACUGGCUUCUAGGAGCCAAAGAGCAUGCUAGCGUUCAGUAAGACACUAGCGAGCUUUUUUUUUGUUGCACGAGCGCAAAGGAUCGCAUACGAGCGCUAUCAGGCCGUAGCUGCGUGCAGUCUCUCGUGACCUGCGACCUGCAGCACUUAUUGUGCUGACAACUCCUAGCCACGCACAGAACUGCUCCUAUUUUGGAGGUUGCUCUCCUGAUUGCAAUAAGGCAUUAGCAGCAUGCUCGUCGUCCUCUCCCGCGCGACGCGCCGCACGCCGCUGCUGCGCGCGCUAGCAACCCACACCAGCCCCCACGGCACGAUAACCCCACCGAACCAGUCGUUCACUGAAUACGUGGCAGCGAAAGUCCAGCAACACGACCCGAACAAGCCCAUGUUGGUUGAUGCAUUAAGCGGCCAGACUUUAACUUUUGGACAGUUCGCGCCGCGCGUCGCGCGAGCGGCGGAGCGGUUGAAGACGGCCGCGUCGAAGCCGUUCGGGGCUGGCUCCACAUUACUCAUCCAUUCGCCGAAUUGUGUGGAUUUUCCCGUCGCCUUCCAUGCGGCUUUGGCUCUUGGUGGUGUCGUGUCGACGUCGAACCCACUCUAUACGCCUCGGGAACUGGCCCAUCAAAUCUCCGAUUGUGGCGCGUCUCACAUCCUCACGGUUGGUGUUUUCCAUGACACCGUGAAAGAAGCUGUGGAGUUGUCUGGAAGCGACGCGACGAUUGGCGUGUUAGGUACCGAUUCAAGCAUCUGCCAGGAUGGCGCAGAUGGUGGUGCCGGUACCUUCUCCUUAGCUGAUGGGGACAGAACCGCGAUCGGCGGCGGCGUCGUAUCCACAUCCGAACCCUUCGACGCUUCUUCAUGCCUAGCAGCGCUACCGUACUCGUCAGGCACGACGGGCCUCCCCAAAGGCGUCAUGCUCACGCAUGGGAAUCUAGUCGCGAACUUGGAGCAGACCUAUGAGCUAGUGAAGCGGGCGCGACCGGACCUACUAGGAGACAAUGAUGUACUGUUAGGAUUACUCCCCAUGUUCCACAUCUACGGCAUGGUCACGAUCCUCCACUACUCGAUGAUCCACGGCUCGACGCUCGUAACUUUGCCGAAUUUCGAGCCCGAGACGUUCUUGAAAGCGAUUGCGCAGCAUCGCGUGAACGUCGCCCACCUGGUGCCGCCCCUCAUCCUAUUCCUGGCCAAACAUCCGGCCGUCAAGCCCGAGAUGAUUUCGUCGCUCGAGUGCAUCAUGAGCGGCGCGGCGCCGCUCGACGCGCACACGCAGCAGGAAGCGGCGACGCGCAUCGGCUGCGAGGUCGUGCAAGGCUAUGGCAUGACCGAGACGUCGCCAGUGUUGACCAUUGAUUGUGUCAAGGGCGGCAAGCCGGGUGCUGCUGGCCAAUUGGUACCUUCUACGGAAGCCUGUCUGAAAGUAGCAGAUCCGGCCUCACCAUCGGGCUUUAGGGACGCGGCACCCGGCGAAGAGGGCGAGUUGUGGUGCAAGGGGCCCCAGGUCAUGCCCGGUUACCUCAACAGGCCGGACGCGACGGCCGAGACCCUUGUAGAUGGGUUUGUGAGAACCGGAGACAUCGCCACGGUCGAUAACGAGGGCAAUUUUUUCAUCGUGGACCGCGUCAAGGAGCUCAUCAAGGUGAAGGGGUUGCAAGUGGCGCCGGCGGAGCUCGAAGGUUUAUUACUCACCCAUCCCGCGGUCGCCGACGCGGGAGUGGUCGGAGAGCCCGAUCAACGCACUCCGGGUGAUGAAAGACCCCAUGCGUUUGUAGUACUGAAACCAGAAACGCAACUGUCAGCAGUGGACGUCACGAACUUCGUGGCGGGCCGCGUCGCCGCGUACAAGCACAUCCAGAACGUGACAUUCGUGCCGGAGAUCCCUAAGUCCGCGUCGGGCAAGAUUCUUAGGAGAGUGCUGCGCGACCGGCUCAAGGAGGGCUCUACCCAGCAGUAAGUUCAAGAAUCUUGGU
Molecule: messenger RNA, 2612 nt
Organism: Pelagomonas calceolata
Lineage: Eukaryota; Pelagophyceae; Pelagomonadales; Pelagomonadaceae
Source: the annotation of a GenBank genome assembly